CAGUCUUACGGACGUUUGCAGAGCUGCACAGGCAUACAACCAGUUGCACUUUCCUGGAAAACCUUUGCAAGUUUCAUUUCAAUAGUAAAACUAUUAAAUACUUGAAUCAACAUUUAUUUGGCUUUAGGACAGACUCGGCUGAUGCUUAGCGCGCUUUGGCAUGCGUGGAGUUGCAAAGUGCUGGGUAUCGCUGUUGAAAUAAACGAGCGGAGAGGUGUGGAGCCGCCCAGGACCCCGUCAAUCCAGAAGGAUGCUGGGGGGAAAUGCCUGCAGACAGAGAGGAUGAGAUCUGUCGAAAGGCGCUGGAACUGCUCUCGGAUCUUUGCUCAAAGGGGGAAGUGCAAAACGAUAACUGUUUGGAUUUCAUUUAUUAUUUCCGAGAUCUUGCAAGACCUCGAAUUGAGUCAGAUGUGUCGGUGAGCCUACUGUCCCUGCUGGUGACCACCUGUGGCCUGGCCCUCUUUGGGGUCUCUGUCUUUGUGUCCUACAAGCUCUGGUGGGUGCCAUGGCGCGAGCGCUUCUUCCCCUCGGGCCCCAAGGAGGGCGAGCAGCAGCCGGUGCUGAGCGAGGAGGACGGCGCCGAGCUGGACUACAGCCAAGACUGCUGCACCAAGGAGCCCGCGGGCCCGAUGGUGCCGCCGCUGCUGCCCGAGUCGGCCAUGAAGAUCAGCCACACGUCGCCCGACAUCCCCCUGGAGGCCCAGAGCAAGGCCAAAGCCAACUACAUGCGCCACAACCCACGCGUGCAGCGCCAGAUCACAGAGCCCACCUCGUCUGUACGGCAUAACUCGAUCCGCCGGCAGAUGAACCUGUCCAACCCCGACUUCAACAUGGCCCAGUUCCAGAGGCAGGAGUCGCUGGCCACGCUGGGCCGCAUCAAGCCCGAGCUGUACAAGCAGCGCUCGGUGGACGCUGAUGACGAGCGGCACCCGGACGGCUGUGGCUGGCUGCACUUCGUCCUCAAGUACGACUGCGACCUGGAGCAGCUCAUCGUGAAGAUCCACCGGGCCGAGGACCUGCCCGCCAAGGACUUCUCGGGCACGUCUGACCCCUACGUCAAGAUCUACCUUCUGCCCGAGCGGAAGACCAAGCACCAGACCAAGGUGCACCGCAAGACUUUGAACCCCGUGUUCGACGAGGUCUUCCUGUUCCCAGUGGCCUACGGUGAGCUGCCCAUGCGCAAGCUGCACUUCAGCGUCUACGACUUUGACCGCUUCUCACGGCACGACAUCAUCGGUCAAGUUGUGGUGGACAACUUCCUGGACCUGCCCGACUUCCCGCAAGAGACCCGGCUGUGCAGGGACAUCCUCUAUGUCACCUCUGAUAACGUGGACCUGGGCGACCUCAUGUUCUCCCUGUGCUACUUGCCCACGGCGGGCCGACUCACCAUCACAAUGAUAAAAGCCAGAAAUCUGAAAGCCAUGGACAUCACAGGAGCCUCGGAUCCCUAUGUAAAGGUUUCUUUGAUGUGCAGUGGCCGCAGACUGAAGAAGAGAAAAACAUCGACCAAGCGCAACACUCUUAACCCCAUCUACAAUGAAGCCAUAGUUUUUGACGUACCCCCAGAGAACAUUGACCAAAUAAGUCUUUUGAUAGCUGUGAUGGAUUAUGAUCGGGUAGGACACAAUGAGGUGAUCGGUGUGUGUAGGGUGGGAAACGAGGCGGAGAGUUUGGGGAGAGACCACUGGAAUGAGAUGCUGACUUAUCCUCGCAAGCCCAUAGCCCACUGGCAUUCACUUAUGGAGGCUAGAAGACAUCUGCUUUUCUCAAAGGCCCAGUUGGCCAUUAGGCCAGCAUCUGAGAAGUGGUCAGGGCAGGGCACGACGGGCGGGAGCCAGGGGUCCUGCAACUCCCUCAAGACCCCACCGUCGCCGUGACGAGUGCAGCGCCAAACUUCAGCCAACACGCAAGCACCAGAAGGUCCAAUCAAGACAUAGACAUUAAAACAAAAGGUGGAGUGACAAGGCGAUUUUUGAAGUUACCUACCCACAAACGUGACAUUCCUGUGAUGCCUGCACCAGUGUGCUCUUUAAGAAAAUAGGAGAAGGUCUUUAUUGAGCUGCAUGUUCAGUGACUAUAUAUGGCUAGUGUUUUGUUUUAUAAUUGUUACAAAUUACCAGGGUUUUAGUUAAGAGGCUAAUAUUUUUCAAUAGUCAUCUUUCAUGUCUGCACCUAACUCAUUGUUAAAUUAGUGUUUUUUUAGUACAAUGCAUGGAUUCUGUUUUGUACAGUAUUAUUGUUUUUUGGAUUUCUUUCAUGACAACUGUCAGAUCUUGUAAUAUUGUGGAAACACUGGCACUGUAACAUGACAAUGGAUCCCUACACCUAGUAUGUAAAUUGUACUGACCAGAUGUUACUAUCAAAUAUUUAUAUAUAAAACUUUAUGUCAUCGGUA
Molecule: messenger RNA, 2395 nt
Organism: Alosa sapidissima (American shad)
Lineage: Eukaryota; Metazoa; Chordata; Actinopteri; Clupeiformes; Clupeidae
Gene: syt9b
Product: synaptotagmin IXb
Exons: 8
Coding region: 264-1877 (537 amino acids)
Biological process (GO): regulation of calcium ion-dependent exocytosis; cellular response to calcium ion; calcium-ion regulated exocytosis
Cellular component (GO): dense core granule; membrane
Molecular function (GO): calcium ion binding; SNARE binding; clathrin binding
Source: RefSeq, a predicted model, not a curated record